ACUAGAUUAAAAGCAGAAGGCAUUGUUAUAUGUUUUCGGGGUGUUUUGUGGUAUUUUGUCUAACUGCUUCCCAUUUCUACCCUAUUCAAAAGCUCUAGGAUGGGCCCGUACGUCUCAUUUGGAUAUCUAACUUAUUUGAACGAAGUCAGGACAAAAACAAUCAGACUUUAGCUAAGAUAGAGCUGUUUAACGAACGGGAUUACGAAUGUUGUUUUAGUUAUUCCGGCUUGUGCGGAUCAAGACGCUUAUAUGGAAUGUUCCGGAACUGGAAAGAAAGAUCUCCUGGCCUAAGGGAACCGUUGGGAACAAUAAUUCACUUCAGGUAGAGGGGGCUAGCAUCAGAGAGAUCUCCCCCGGACAUGCAGAGGCACUGAGUAGUUUCCCUCCGAAAGUCGAUACCCCUCCUACAAGCUGCGACUGCGAUGGCGGACCCCAGGCCUGAGUCCUCCUCUCCUGCGGAGGCGCCGCUGCGCUCCCCGGCCACCCCAUUCUCCCUUUCCUUCCCCAUUUUGAGAGAGGGAAGUCGUGUGUGGGAGCGCAAGCCACCACAGCCCGGGGAGCUUCCCAGCCCGCUGCCCACCAAGCGCACUCGCACCUACUCAGCCACGGUACGAGCCACGUCGGGACCCACGUUCAAGGGCAUGUGUAAGAACUUCUCCAGGUCACAGGGCCAUGGAUUCAUACGUCCCUCUAAUGGUGGUGAGGACAUCUUUGUUCACAUCUCCGAUAUCGAGGGGGAAUAUGUGCCCAUGGAGGGCGACGAGGUGACCUACAAGGUGUGCCCCAUCCCGCCGAAGAAUCUGAAGAUCCAAGCCGUGGAGGUGGUCAUCACCCACCUGGUCCCGGGGACGAAGCACGAGACCUGGUCAGGCCAGAUAAUCAGCUCCUAGGCUUCUGAUUCGGCCUUCAGCCGUCGCCCGGUGGUGCGGCUUUUUGGGGGAGGUGGGUGGGGGGAUUAUGGGUAAAGAGCCGGCAGAAGCUUGGUGAGAAAGACAGGACACUGCUGAGAGAUUGACGUGGAGGUUUCAAACUGCACCGACACUGGAUGUGAAGGAGGAAGGCUGGAUCUGUUUUUAGGCAUGUUGGAGGAGUCUAGGGAUGUGUGUGGGAGGCGGGUGGCGAAGGUGAAAGAGGGACUGUAGGCUGGGCAAACAAAUUAGUCGAUGCUUAUCUUUAUUUGUAUCUAUUAUUUAUCUAUUUAUUCUGGCGAUAUCUUUUGGAUCCAUGUUUGUUUGGGACGCCUAUGUGGGUGUAUUUAGGAGGGAGGCUUAGACCUAAUCUCUUCAGCACUAUAACAGCGGGAUUUUGUUGGGGGGGGGAUGAGUAGUUGAGCACAGGUUGUUACAAGAUGCAGUCGGCGAUUCCCCACAAUCACUACUCAUGUGGUGAAUGGUCGACAAGAUAAAUCUCCAGAACUGUACUGUUGUCCUACUGAGAAUUUCGUCGAGGUGUCUUAAUAUAUAUCGGCGAAAUGCAGGAUAGGUUGGGGGGAAAAAUGUGCUAUUGAGUCUGGAAGAUCGACUCGUGUACCAGGAUUGUCGUAACCGGCACUGGUGGGAUGUCUGUCACCUGAAAAUGAACGUAGCUGUUGGAGGAUGUCAGGGUGUGGAGGUGUAGAUGUCGUCGCCCCCCCCCGCCAACAGCUGCUGUUCAUUUUGCUUACUGGCCUGGGCAUUAAGGGAACAAGGCUGAACAGUCAUAGAGGCUCAUGGCCACACUGCCAGUGUGAUUAUGGCCUUUUCGGAGCAGGAUGCGUAGACAUGCAUUCAGCGCUCCCUUCGUCAGAACUUUCCGUGCAUUAAUGUUGUUUGCUGUAAUUAUUAACAGGGUACAAAUUUGUUUCUUUUUUUAGUAUGGAAAUGUUUAAAUGGUUUAACCCUUAAUGUGUUCAGAAUCGCAGUGCCCUUGAGGAAUUUAAACAGGCAAUACGUCACAAUGGCCUAUUUAUUUCUUAGUUUUGUGAAUAACUAAAAUGUUGUUUUCCCAGCACUAUUUAAAAUUGAAUUUCUGGGCAUUUAAUUUCGUUUAGUCCACUGCAAUGGGUGUUAGCGCGGUCGACCGUUAAUAAAUUCAUUAAUAAAAGUAUUUUCUUUUUUAAA
This is a messenger RNA of Brienomyrus brachyistius, 2099 nucleotides long. It is a transcript of the gene csdc2a, whose product is annotated as cold shock domain containing C2, RNA binding a. The record is from RefSeq and is a predicted model, not a curated record. Gene Ontology annotation, molecular function: mRNA 3'-UTR binding. The transcript has 4 exons. NCBI's taxonomy places the organism in Eukaryota, Metazoa, Chordata, Actinopteri, Osteoglossiformes, Mormyridae. Gene Ontology annotation, cellular component: cytoplasm. Gene Ontology annotation, biological process: regulation of mRNA stability. The coding region runs from base 423 to 890 and encodes 155 amino acids.